CAGGAAGAAUUCCAUCCAUUCAUCGAAGCACUCAUGCCUCACGUGAAGGCAUUCUCUUACGUUUGGUUCAAUCUCCAGGCCGCUAAGAGAAAAUAUUAUAAAAAACAUGAAAAGAGAAUGCCUGUAGAAGAAGAGAGGCGAGUAAAAGAGGAUUUACAGCUGGAGCAGAUGGACGUAAAGCAGAAAUGGGCCAGUAGAUUGCUGGCCAAACUGAGGAAAGACAUCUCGCAGGAGUACCGCGAGGAAUUUGUCAUGUGUAUGACUCGAAAACGCGCGCAGGUAUGCAUUUUAAGUAACCCUGAUCAAAAAGGUAAGAUGAGAAGAAUCGACUGCUUAAGACAGGCUGAUAAGGUAUGGCGACUAGACUUAGUUAUGGUGAUCCUCUUCAAUGCCAUCCCCCUGGAGAGUACGGACGGGGAGAAAUUAGAGAAGUCCCCAAACUGCCACCACCCUGGACUCUGCGUCAACCCGCACCACAUCAGCGUCUGCGUCAGAGAACUGGACAUGUACCUGGCUAGUUUCAUCAUUGAAAUACAUACACACACAAACAAACAACCAAACACACCGAAUCACCCAGAUAACAGCAGUAUGAUUGGCAAUGAUAGUAUCAUGGUCACAGGGGUUUUUUCAGCUCAAGAGUUACUAAGAGUUACAAGA
This is a messenger RNA of Helobdella robusta, 657 nucleotides long. RefSeq lists its product as hypothetical. The record is from RefSeq and is a predicted model, not a curated record. Lineage: Eukaryota; Metazoa; Annelida; Clitellata; Rhynchobdellida; Glossiphoniidae. The annotation marks the transcript as partial. Gene Ontology annotation, cellular component: nucleus. Gene Ontology annotation, biological process: regulation of transcription by RNA polymerase II. The transcript is spliced from 6 exons. Gene Ontology annotation, molecular function: DNA-binding transcription factor activity, RNA polymerase II-specific; RNA polymerase II cis-regulatory region sequence-specific DNA binding.